GUCAACUCUGUCCUUUUACAUCUCCUAUUUGAACGUUUCAUUCAUACAACUUUGAGAUGGCAAAGUUAAAACGCUUUCAUUGAAUCACAAAUCACACCUCAAGAAAGCCAAAGAAAAAAAAAAAGUCUUAUUCUUAUUCAUCUGUCAGAUGGUAUAAUCGAUCUCAAUGUCCUUGAUAAGAGGCUGGAAUUCAUUUAAACGCAAGUUGGAGCCGUUAAUGGCUGGCUCCAAAUACGACGCUGAUUUCUUGAAGGAAUUCUACAUUCCUACCUAUAUAUUUAGUGGCGAAACAAACAUCUCCGAUGUUCCCGAAGCACCUAAGUAUCCAGUGUUAGUUUUUAUCAACUCCAAGAGUGGCGGUCAGUUGGGUGGCGAUCUUCUUGUAACAUAUAGAGCUCUCCUCAAUGAACGUCAGGUUACCGAUUUGGGGGAAGAAGCCCCUGAUAAGGUGCUUAGUAGACUCUACAUCAGUCUGGAAAAGCUGAAACAAGAAAAUGAUAAAUUUGCUGCAAAGAUUUAUGAGAGAUUAAAAAUAAUUGUUGCUGGUGGGGAUGGAACAGCUGGCUGGCUUCUUGGGGUUGUUUGUGAUCUUAAAUUGUCACAUCCGCCUCCAAUUGCUACAGUUCCUUUGGGAACGGGAAACAACCUGCCUUUUGCUUUUGGUUGGGGAAAGAAGAAUCCCGAGACUGAUCGUAAUUCUGUGUUGUCAUUCUUGGAACAAGUAAUGAAAUCAAAGGAAAUGAAAAUAGACAAUUGGCAUCUUCUUAUGAGGAUGAAAAUUCCAAAGGGAGGUUCCUGUGAUCCUGUUGCACCUCUUGAGCUACCACACUCUUUACAUGCUUUCAGUCGCGUCUCUUCAACAGAUGAACUGAACAUGGAAGGUUACCAUACAUUUCGUGGGGGAUUCUGGAAUUACUUCAGCAUGGGAAUGGAUGCUCAAGUAUCUUAUGCUUUUCACUCUGAGCGAAAGGUGAAUCCAGAAAAGUUUAAAAACCAGUUGGUUAAUCAGACUACUUAUGCAAAGCUUGGUUGUAAGCAAGGGUGGUUUGCCGCAUCUACUUUUCAUCCUUCUACAACGAAUGUUGCCCAGCUUGUAAAAGUUCGAAUCAAGAAGAAACUUGGUCAAUGGGAAGUCCUCCAGAUACACCACAGCAUAAGGUCGAUCGUAUGUCUUAACUUGCCCAGUUUUUCUGGUGGUCUAAAUCCUUGGGGAGUGCCAAGUGGGAGAAGACAACGUGAUAAAGACUUCACUCCACCUUAUGUUGAUGAUGGCCUUCUCGAAGUUGUUGGUUUUAGAAAUGCUUGGCAUGGGCUCGUCUUGCUAGCUCCAAAGGGACAUGGAACUCGGUUGGCACAGGCACACCGGAUCCGCUUUGAGUUUCACAAAGGUGCCGCAGACCAUACAUUUAUGAGGAUUGAUGGGGAACCAUGGAAGCAACCAUUGCCAGUUGAUAGCGAUACUGUGGUGGUCGAAAUUUCUCACCUUGGACAAGUCAAUAUGCUUGCAACCCAAGAUUGCCGGUCUAAAAGUAUCAAUGAUGAUACCUCAUCCAGUAGCCAUCGCAGCCAAGUCAAUGAUGAUGAUGAUGAUGAUGAUGAUGACGACGACGACGAUGAUGGUGGUGGUGGUGAUGAUGAUGACCCAGAAGAGUUUCGGAAAUUUGGUGCUGCCAAUACGUUCAAAAUCCCUGAUGACCUCGAGAUCUCUCAUCUUAGUUAAACUUUUAAUACUCCAUUUCUUUUACCCUUUCCCUCAUUUUCCGUGGUAAAUACUCAUUUUUCAAUAUAGCUGUAAAAUGCUAUCGUUCAUGCUCCA
This is a messenger RNA of Gossypium raimondii (Peruvian cotton), 1816 nucleotides long. Its product is annotated as diacylglycerol kinase 5. Gene Ontology annotation, molecular function: ATP-dependent diacylglycerol kinase activity. The record is from RefSeq and is a predicted model, not a curated record. The coding region runs from base 167 to 1720 and encodes 517 amino acids. Lineage: Eukaryota; Viridiplantae; Streptophyta; Magnoliopsida; Malvales; Malvaceae. The transcript is spliced from 14 exons.